AUGGGCACAAAACGUUUUGGAAUAGCAAAAAAACAUUCUGUGAAUAAUGAAGAGUCACAAUGUAGGCCGUUACCUGCCUUCCAAAGGAGGCCACCUAGUGAUACACCUAUUGUCACUACCUCAAAUACACCAACUGGGUCAUAUGAAACUACUCCAGCUAUAUCACCAGAAGCUAGUGCUAUUUUUGGUGAUCUAGAGAAAAACAUUGAUUCUUCAAAAAUACAAAUUAAUGAAACUGUUCCAAAUAAUAACAUUCUCCAUAAUGAUAAUAAUACGUCAAAUGAUAAUACUCAAAAUAUAAUAUCCACUUCGAAUAUUCUUGAACUGAAUCGUACAGAAAAUUCAACAACUACUCUUAAUGAAUCAGGUGUCCUGGAUAGCCAAGAUAAGGAUAAACCACAAUCCACACAACGAAGAGUCACCAGUACAUUAAAUGUCCCAGGACUAACUAAAUCUAAAUUGUCCCCAGAUGGAAUAAUAUCCAAGGCAGAAGCAGGUUCUAAGCUGGUUAUUAUUAUGGUUGGCUUACCUGCAACAGGAAAAUCGUAUAUUACAAACAAGUUGUCUCGUUAUUUAAAUUAUUCCAUGUAUUAUUGUAAGGUUUUUAAUGUAGGAAAUACCAGAAGAAGAUAUGCAAAGGAACAUAAGAUUGGAGAUCAAGACUCUAACUUUUUUGAUCCUAAAAACAUAGAAGCUAAUUCACUUAGAGACAAAUGGGCGCUAGAUACGUUGGAUGAGUUAUUAGAUUAUUUAUUAGAAGGGGUUGGGUCUGUAGCUAUUUUUGAUGCAACCAACACAACAAGAGCAAGAAGAAAAUUACUUGUAGAUAAAAUCCAAUCAAGGAACGAUCAACUAAACAUUUUAUUUUUAGAAUCCAUCUGCACAGAUGAAUCUGUUGUAGAAGCAAAUAUUAGAUUGAAGUUGUUUGGUCCUGAUUAUAAAGGGAAAGAUCCUGAAGAUUCGCUACUUGAUUUUAAACAAAGGUUGAAAAAUUAUCUUGAAGCAUAUGAAACUAUUGAAGAUAAUGAAGAUGUACAGUACCUUAAAAUGAUAGAUAUCGGCAAAAAGUUUGUAUCGUAUAACAUCGAAGGAUUUCUAGCUUCACAAACUGUGUAUUAUCUUUUAAAUUUCAAUUUAUCAUAUAGACAAAUUUGGAUAACAAGAAAUGGCGAAAGUGAAGAUAACGUCAAAGGCAAAAUUGGUGGUGAUUCUUCAUUGACCGUGAGAGGUGAAAAGUAUUCGAAAGCAUUAUAUAGAUUUAUUGACAAACAGAAAAGACUGUUAUACGAAGCUGAAUUAAAACAAUUUGCCCAAAAUAUGAAUAAAAAUGAAGAUUCAAGAAACCACACAAUAACUUCAUACAAAAGGAAAAAUAAGAAAGGCCUCUAUUUUAAAGAUUUUUUUGUUUGGACAAGUAUGCGUAAAAGAGCCAUUCAAACGGGGAAAUAUUUUGAUAUCAACGAAUAUCCAUUAAAAGAAAUGAAAAUGUUAGAUGAGAUAAAUGCAGGCUCAUUUGAAGGUUUAACCUAUCAAAAAUUCGAAGAAGCAUAUCCUGCUGAGUUUGAAAGAAGACAACGUGAUAAAUUAAGAUACAAAUUUCCCGGUAUCGGAGGAGAAUCAUACCUUGAUGUCAUUAAUCGUCUAAGAACCGUUAUUGCUGAAAUAGAAAGAAUUGAAGAUAACGUUUUAAUUAUUACACAUCAUGUUGUUGCAAGGACUUUAUUAGGUUAUUUUAUGAAUCUUGGAUUUCAAGAUAUAACCGAGUUGGACAUACCAUUACACUGUGUCUAUUGUCUAGAGCCUAUGCCAUAUGGGAUACGUUGGUCUUUAUACGAAUACAAUGAGGAGUCAGAUACCUUCCAUAAAGUACCACAGUCUGAGUUAAACGUAACAAGAAUAAAACAAAUGGGAUUAGUCCAUAGAGAAAAACAUUUCUCGUUAGUGCCCACAGCACCAUCUAGUAGAUCAUCAUCAAUGGCAUCUGUACCUUCCAAUCACACCACAUCAUCGACUCCUUUACCGUCAUCACUAGAGAACCAGAAUAGCGAAAUAGAUUUUUCAAUAAAACUCUCACAUAGUCCUUUUUUGAAAAAAAGCGAGUCACCUUCUACUGGAAAUAAUAACAUUAAAGAUAUUCCCCUUAGGUCUAAUAUAAACCCAUUAAGAACAAUAAAUAUCUUAGAGAGUAGUAGAGAUGGUAGUAGCAGGUUACCCGUCAAAAUUCCUAAUUUCCCAUCAACGGCAUUUUCACUAUUAAACAAUGAGAACAUAGCAUACACAAAUAAUCCACUCAACAACAUGACUAAUAUCUCUACCACCAUUACUCCUACUAUCACAUGUGAUAACGACAACGACAACGACAACGACAAUAACAAUAACAAUAACAAUAAUAAUAAGGAUAAUCAUGAUGAUAAUGCCGAUAUAGAUAAGAAGUUAGCACAAUCUCCUGUAUCCAUUAUAUCAUCUCUCAAUUCGACUUCUAGUAAAGCAGAAGAAUCUCAAUCAACAAACGAUAAUGUAGCUAGUAAAGAAACAUUACAUAAUAUAGAGCAUUUACAAGAUGAAUUUGAACAGUUAAAGUUAUCAAAUUCCCAAAUGUAUGAGCGAUUAUGA
Messenger RNA from Arxiozyma heterogenica, 2613 nucleotides. RefSeq lists its product as uncharacterized. The transcript has a single exon. Gene Ontology annotation, cellular component: cytosol. The coding region runs from base 1 to 2613 and encodes 870 amino acids. The record is from RefSeq and is a predicted model, not a curated record. Gene Ontology annotation, molecular function: 6-phosphofructo-2-kinase activity; ATP binding. Gene Ontology annotation, biological process: fructose metabolic process; fructose 2,6-bisphosphate metabolic process. NCBI's taxonomy places the organism in Eukaryota, Fungi, Ascomycota, Saccharomycetes, Saccharomycetales, Saccharomycetaceae.